GAACUGCAUACAUUUUAUAAUUUUAGAACAGUGUAGCAACAAAUCUGGUGGGUGGGGUGGACCACAGCCUAAAUACAUCUCCUGUACAGUACGUGCUGUAAAGUGUUACAUAUUGUUUAAGUCGAAAUAAUUCCUGUUAUAAACUAGACCUGCACAAAUCAGCUUUGUGGCUAACCUCUGUAACAAGGCAAGUGAAAGCAGAUAUGAAAAACACCUUAAGAGAGCUGGGGAGAGAGUCACAUGGAUGCGAGCAGGUUGCAGUGGGAAUAAGAUGGUAUUUUUGAACUCUGCAAGCAAAAAGCGGUUUCAUAAAUUUUAUAUGUGAGGCGUUUUAUGAGAGCUGGAGAAAGAGAGAUAGAUUCUUGGCUCUCGGUGCUGGAAGUGCUCAUCCUCGGCAGUUUUUUUUUUAUUUUUGGGGGGAGGAGAAGAGGCGGGGAUCGAUGCUUCUGAUCAGACUUCUAGGGUAUUGAUGAAAUCGACAAACACGGGAAUACUAAGGGAGUAAAAAAAGGCUAAGAGGUUUUGGUACAACGGAUCGGUGAGGCAGACUAACUGUUCAGGAUAUAUUUUAUGUAUUAAGGUGGAAAUCGUUACCCAGGCUUACAGAAGAAGAGAGCUGAAAGUCUGAGGUGCAGUUUCCCCGAAAGCAACUGCCUCUUUACAGUUUGUGCUGUAAAAUUAUCCAGCAGCAGCAACCUCGGACAGGAGUGAUCGUCAAGGGCUGCUACCUGCCACAGCUUCACCUAGAAGGAGGGAUGCAACUUCCUUCGAGCUGCAUUUUGGAGUGAUUACAGGUGCAUGUAACUGGAGGAGACAUACGGGCAGAUGUAACUGGAGAAGACAGACAAAGACUUACCCACUUCCCCAACACAAUCACAGAACACAAAACCAGGGGAGCUCGCCUAAUGCUCAGGAUCCCCGUCUGUAGUAGCCUUGUGGCAUAUUGUCUGGCUGCAAGCCACCCUUGGCAGGACCAUGCUGCCUGCACUGGCUUCUGACUCGGGUACCGGAGGUGGUGGCGGUGGCGGAGGCAGCCCAUUCAGAGUUGGAGGUUCGCGUUCCGCUGCUGGAGCUGCUGCGUUGGGGCUUACUUCGGAUUUGGCCACUUUAGAUGCGACACCCUCUAAAGUGUAAACCCAUCAACGUCAACAUCACAAAACACGACCGAGCCAAUAACUUGGAUAUUGCCUUUCACUUGUCUUCAAAAUAAUUUAAAGAUGAUAAAGAAAGGGUGUUCAGUGGAGCUGUUCCUUGUAAUAAUGGGCCUUGAACUUCAUUUUACUGCACCCUGUCCUAAGAACUGUGUGUGUUAUCCAUCCCCAAUGACUGUCAGCUGCCAGGCCCAGAACCUGGUUAGUAUUCCAGAGGGAAUCCCCAACAGCAGUGAACGGAUUUUCCUUCAAAACAAUCGCAUCACCAUGCUCUUGAGAGGUCAGUUCAACCCUUUCAUGGUAACCUUGUGGAUUUAUUCUAACAACAUUACCUACAUAGAUCCAAUGACUUUUGAUGGGCUCUACCUGCUUGAAGAACUUGACCUGGGAGAUAAUCGGUACCUGAGGUCUUUAGCAUCUGGGACAUUCCAUGGGUUGGUAAAGCUCCAUGCUUUGCACCUUUACAAAUGUGGAUUGUAUGCUCUCCCUGAUGGCAUAUUCAAUGGUCUGCAUAACCUUCAGUAUCUUUACCUUCAGGACAACCAAUUAGAGUACUUACAGGAUGACAUCUUUAUGGACUUGGUCAACCUCAGCCAUCUUUUUCUUCAUGGGAAUAAACUAUGGCGCCUGGACCAGAACACAUUUAGAGGGUUAACAACCUUGGACAGGUUACUCCUACAUCAGAACAAUCUCCAGUGGGUCCGUCGUGCUUUUCAUGACCUGAAGAAGCUAACAACUCUCUUUCUGUUCAAUAAUAGCCUUGCAGAACUUCCAGGAGAUGCCUUGGCCCAGCUGGGAUCGCUGGAGUUUCUCAGACUUAAUGAAAAUCCUUGGGAGUGUGAUUGCAAAGCUCGUUCCUUGUGGGACUGGUUUCGUCGGUUCAGGGGAUCAAGUUCGAGUGUCAUCUGUGAGUCUCCAAAGGAACUACAAGGCAGAGACCUCAAGGCACUUACGAAGGAGGAUUUCAGGAGCUGCACUGGGUCUGAAUCGCUUCAUCAGACUAAAACAAACACUUUCACAACUUCUGAAAAAGUGAGCCAUAAAAACCACCAUCAUCCUCACCUUACCUAUGAGGAAAAUGAGGAAUCAGAACUUCACUCAUACAAUAAUCUGCCUGUUUUUCCUACGGAAUCACGACCAAGACACAGACAGCAUGGUAGAAACUGCAGUAGUAACAGACACAGAUACAAGACCAUCAAAACUGGAAGCACAGCUUCAAAGAAAAACAUGAUUGAGGUGCACAAAACUUAUGGCAAGGAAUAUACAUCAGAUUUUGAGCAGAAAACUGACAUAGAAGCCACAAAUCCACCCAGACGGAAGACAAAAUGCACCAGAAAAACUACUUUGCAGACUCCCAGUGGGGUGCAGCAGGCAAAUGGCAUCCCACCUAUACAUGCAAACCUGUUUUUCUUCUGGCUAGUAACUUUAUUUGCCAUAAUACGCUGAGUAUUAUGGCAGUAUAUUGGGACAAACACUUGCACUGCCACCAUCAAAGACAAUGAUUUAACAAGCAAAAUAAUAUUUCAUGCAUAGAAAUGAAAGGUGGUUGAGCUGUGCAUGGUCUAUCAGAGCAACAGAAUAUGGACACAGACUGUAAAAUGGGCAGUUAACAUGGGGUGGGUAAUAGGCACUGUCUCAUGCCCCACAACAACAAACUCAACCAAACAAACAAUAAUAAAAGAAGCAAAAUCUGAAAAAGCCUCUGAAAAUAGCACAGGAAAUUGGUCCAUUCUGUUAUUUAUGAUUGCUGCUAGUUUGUGACUAUGGAUUGACAUAUGUAGACCGGAUCAAAAAGUUUUGUCAGCUGCCAUGAAAAAUGCAAUUUUGUGUGUAGUUUUCAAACAUGUUAGGUGGGUAAAUGAGAAAGCCCACAUAUCCAUCUACAAAAUAACUCACCAGUCCACAUCCACAAGUUCAUAUUAAGUUGAGGAAUGGAGUGUGAAAAACAGGAAUUACACUGAUUUAAAUAAACAUGGUAAAUUAUCAGUAGCUAGCCCCCAUGUGACUGAACCAAGCCACAAAUGACUGGAGGGGGCCCACGUAAACCCAAGGCUUUUGGUAUUCUCAGGCUACUUGCAGGGGCUAGGGCUAGCCGACUACCAAAGGACAGUGUGUUCAAUGGUGGAAUAAUCUGAACUUAAAAGAAGCUUCUUAAAGAAAGUGUUGUUUUUUUUUCUUUUCUAAGUGUCUCACUAUUAAAAACUAAGAAAUGCA
Messenger RNA from Protopterus annectens (West African lungfish), 3365 nucleotides. It is a transcript of the gene RTN4RL1, whose product is annotated as reticulon 4 receptor like 1. The coding region runs from base 1218 to 2597 and encodes 459 amino acids. Gene Ontology annotation, molecular function: protein binding. Gene Ontology annotation, cellular component: plasma membrane. The record is from RefSeq and is a predicted model, not a curated record. The transcript is spliced from 2 exons. Lineage: Eukaryota; Metazoa; Chordata; Ceratodontiformes; Protopteridae.